Messenger RNA from Staurois parvus, 366 nucleotides. Lineage: Eukaryota; Metazoa; Chordata; Amphibia; Anura; Ranidae. The record is from the annotation of a GenBank genome assembly.
UACUAUUUUGAUUGGACUGAACCAAAAACCCCCCCCCCCCCCCCACUUGUCUACUGCCCAUCUCAGAGGCAACAGCUCCAGCCUCCAUUCAACUGCCAGUUUUAGUUACUAUAUUGCCAAAAGUAUUGGGGCAGCCCUCCAAAUCAUAGGAUUCAGGUGUUCCAAUCACCUCCAUGGUCGCAGGGGUAUAAAAUCAAGUACCUAGGCAUGCAGACUGCUUCUACAAACAUUUGUGAAAGAAUGGGUCGCUCUCAGGAGCUCAGUGAAUUCAAGCGUGGUACCGUGAUAGGUUGCCACCUGUGCAAUAAGUCCAUCCGUGACAUUUCCUGGCUAAUAAAUAUUCCACGGUCAACUGUUGGUGGUAUU